UCCCUCAAAAUUAUGGAAGAUUAUUAAUAACCAUCCCUAUUAAGCUUAAUCUCCCUAUUUAAAUCCUCCAUUUCUGCAAUCUCAAUCCUCCAAAUCCAAAUCCGAGAAAUCACAAACACUAACUACAGUGCCAUGGGCUGCGCCCCCUCAAAGCUCGACGACCUGCCGGCCGUGGCUCUCUGCCGGGACCGGAACAAGUGUCUGGACCAAGCUCUCCGGCAAACCCAAGCCCUCGCCGACGCACACGUGGCGUACUCGGAGUGCCUGAGAGCACUCGGCCCCUCCCUCACUCGUUUCUUCGAUAUCGGACUACUUGAAGAAGAGAAGUACGGUAAUUCUCGGACCACCUCGGCUUCCGAUUCCAAGUCCAAGUCGGGCUCGGGUCACCUCCAAUUCUCUUCCGACUCCGAAUCCGAAGACGGCGCCGAUAAACACCCGGAUGAGCCACGUGUUCACCGAUACGGCGAUUUGAGUUCGAGCGGCAGCGGCGUCGUUUUGACCUCCCAUUUUGCCAAAACCCCACCGCCGCCGCCGUCUCCUAUCAGCUCUACUUGGGAUUUCCUGAACCUCUUCGAUGACACGUACGAGAGAUACGAAUCGAUUUGUGCUUUCAAUUCGGAGGCUGUUACUGAUCACGGUGAAAAUAUUAGAAAUAAUAAGAUCGAGGGUGUGGUAGUAAAAAAUGAUGUGAAAAAUGUCGAAGAGGAAGAACAGAAGAGUGAGCCGACGGAGAAGAAGAGUCAGUCGGAGAAGUCGAGUACUCCUCCUCCUCCUCCAAGCGUGGAAGCCAAAAACGGCGUCGUUGAGGUUCAGUUCGAGAAAGCUUCCGAGUCUGGCAAUGAAGUUGUGAAGCUGCUGUCUCAUAGUCACCAUCACAGGAUUAGUUCGGUUAAUCCAGAGUGUGGGUUUGAUCAGGUUGAUUCCGCGAUGAGUUCGCAGAGCCUAGCAUACACUCUGAAGACUCUCUCCUUGUGGGAAAAGAAACUCUAUGAUGAAGUCAAGGCUGAGGAAUUACUGCGUUUGACUCAUGAGAAGAAGACUAGGAUGCUGAAACAGUUGGACAAGAAGGGUGGUGACUCCCCCAAAGUCGACUCUAUUCACAAUUCACUUAGCAAUCUGUUAACAAAAAUGAAAAUUGCAAUUCAGAUUGUUGAUAGAAUCUCGAUUACCAUCAAUAAGUUGAGGGACGAAGAGUUGUGGCCGCAGAUUAUUGAGCUGAUUCACAGGUUACUAGGCAUGUGGAAGGCUAUGCUAGAAUGCCACAAGCUCCAGAACCAAGCAAUUGCGGAAGCCAAAGGCUUAGAUGUCAUUGCAUCCAAAAUUAAGUACUCUAAUGAUGACCAUCUUGAGACUAUAAUUCAACUCAAGAUAGAGCUUCAAAACUGGAAUUUAUGCUUCUCCAAUUGGAUCAUCACGCAAAAAGGCUGUGUAAAAGCAUUAAAUGGUUGGCUUCUGAGAUGCCUUCUAUAUGAACCUGAAGAAACACAAGACGGUGCAGUACCCUUUUCUCCUGGUAGAAUGGGAGCGCCACCUGUUUUUGUGAUAUGUAACCAGUGGUCCCGAGCUAUGGAUCGACUCUCAGAGAAGGAAGUAAUUGAAGCCAUGCAGGGAUUCCAAACUAGUAUAGAUCUUCUUCUGGAACAGCAGAAUAUAGCACUGCAGCAAAGGGUUAUUGAAGACAAAGAUCUUGCAAGGAAAGUAAAACUUUUGGAGGAGCAGCAGCAAAAGCUGCAAAAGGUCAUGCAAGCUGGAAGAGGAAAAAAAUUUGGUCUACUGGGAGGAGAAGAGGGUAGAGUUGUUUUACCUGGAGAGAAACUGCAAGUGCCGAGUGAGGAUAAUAAAACUUCUAGGAAUACAGAAUGGGAUCUGAAGCAGACACUAACGGCAAUGGAGAAGUUCACUGCAAACUCCUUGGAAGCAUACGAAGAGCUCCAUGCACACAUUGAAGAAGUCCAGCAUGCUGCUAAUUGAGACAAACCAGUAUUAUUCAGGUUAUUACUUAACAGGCAUAAAGGUACUCGAUAGAAAUUUAGAUUAUUUCUACUUAGAUGAGUUAGAACUAGAUCAUUUGAUUAGUUUAGAAACUUGGUUUUCCCUUUUGAGGGGUUCAAGGUUUUGUGGAUAUCCCAAAUAUCAAAAUGUUGCUAUUGCUGCUUUCUCAUCAACAAGGGGAUUAGGCUUGACCGGAACAUGAGCCAGCUUGUUUAAAUUGUCUUUGAGAGAAAUAGCAAUAGCAUCCUGGUGAUUACUUGGUAGAUGUUUUUGAGAUGCCAAGAUUUCUGGACUACAAAAUAACUUGGUUCAGUUUAGUCAUAUAAUUCCCGCAAUGCUUAGGAAGAAGAAAGGUUACCUAGCAAUUUGACACAAGCUCGGAUUAACUUCCUAAACAGAGAAUGCUUGCUGGUUUAUGGGUUUCUCAUUGGACCUACAAGUCCUAUAACUUAUCAGUGGGCUUAGUCUUGUCAAA
Molecule: messenger RNA, 2467 nt
Organism: Rosa chinensis
Lineage: Eukaryota; Viridiplantae; Streptophyta; Magnoliopsida; Rosales; Rosaceae
Product: protein ALTERED PHOSPHATE STARVATION RESPONSE 1
Exons: 4
Coding region: 133-1971 (612 amino acids)
Source: RefSeq, a predicted model, not a curated record